UAUAAGAAAAAUGUAAGUGUUGAAAAAAAGAAAAGAACAUAGAGGACACUUUGAGUGGGAGCUUCAGUUUCCUCUUAGCACUGCAAAAACGACAACAAUGGAGGAGUCAAGGAAAGGAACGGUUACCUCAUUCGCGUCAAUAUUUCCCGUGAACGAAGCACAUAAAGCAGCAAAAAGAGUAGAGGAAGCAAUUUCAGAGAAGCAAAAUGAACUCGUAAGCCUUAAUCAAUUCAUCGCCGAUAACAACAAUCUUAUUAACCUGAUUACUCGCCUCCCCGAUCAACUCCACCAUGACGUCAUGGUUCCUUUUGGAAAAGCUGCUUUUUUUCCUGGCAAAUUGAUACACACAAAUGAGUUAGUGGUUCUUUUAGGAGAAGGUUACUAUGCUGAAAGAACAGCAAAGCAAACAGCAGAGAUUCUGAAAAGGAGAGGAAAGGUUUUGGAUUCUCAAGUUGAAUCUCUUAAGGCUAAUAUAAAGGAUCUUAGAGCUGAGGCUUCAUUUUUUGAUUCUACUGCUUCUGAGACAGCGGAGGGUCUAGUGGAGAUAAGGGAAGAUUAUGUCGAAGAAAGUUCUAGUGAAGUACAGUCUAAAGUAGGGACAGAUGAUAAGAAGGUUGGAGUUGAAGAUGAUGAGUAUGCUCGUAUGAUGUCCAGGUUUGAUGAACUUGAGAAAGAAGAACUCGAAGCUGAAGGCGACACUGAGAUCGAUGAAGACGAUCAUGCUAAUACAGCUGAAAGUGAUAAUGAGAGUGAUACAAAUGAGGACUCUGAUAUGGUUGAAAGUGAUAAUGGUAGUGACAAAGAUGAGCAAACUUAUAGACCUGAAAGGGGCAGUGACAAUGUUGAAAAUCAUCAUUUUUCAUCUGAGACUCAUUCAGAGAUAAGGAAGCCCCAAAAGCAGCCAAUAGUUGAAACUGCAACUAUUGAAACAUUAUCAAAUAAUUAUCUCCGUCAAUUGGACAUAGCUGAUCAGCCGAAUUGCACAGGUUUGACGGUGCAGCCUGUACCCAAAGAUGUCACAUCAAACAUCAAAAGCUUGACUCAUUCAAAGAAUUCCAUUCUUGCUGAGAAGGCUUUACAGCUUCCCUCUGCAAAGGAGGAAAUUGAAACAGUAUCUUCAUCAAGAAAUGAGGUCCCCCUGCAGAAUUCAAAAUCAAGAUUUGAUAGUUCCAACGCUUUUACAGGCUCUAUUGUAGAGCGUUCUGGCAAUUUAAAGACUAGUUCACAAGACCAAACUGCGACUUCUUCACAGACAGCAGUACGGACUUCAAAAUCAGGAUUUGACAGCUCCAAGGCUUUUACAGGUUCUAUUGUGGAACGUGCUUGCACCGUAUCAUCUUCACAUGAACAAACUAAGACUUCAUCACAGCCACCCAAUCCCCAACCUUCAAAGCCAGUUUCUAGAUUCAAGCUGCAGAGAAAGUAGCACCCAGUGUUUUUAAAAUACAUGAAAAUGAAGAAAAUCAGGCCUGUGUUUGCAUUUCGAGCAACUUGUAAGACACCAACUUGUGCUGAAACGGGCCUUGUCUUUUUGAUCUUGAGGCAUUGGAACAGUCUCAUACUGAAGACUCAACCGUAUCAAAUUAUGAAUAUUUAUCGAGUUGUAUCAUGUCUGGUAGACGUUUAGUAGAUAUAUAUUAUGUUAUUAAUUCA
Molecule: messenger RNA, 1653 nt
Organism: Ricinus communis (castor bean)
Lineage: Eukaryota; Viridiplantae; Streptophyta; Magnoliopsida; Malpighiales; Euphorbiaceae
Product: RNA polymerase II subunit 5-mediating protein homolog
Exons: 13
Coding region: 98-1426 (442 amino acids)
Biological process (GO): negative regulation of transcription by RNA polymerase II; negative regulation of phosphatase activity
Molecular function (GO): phosphatase inhibitor activity; chromatin binding; transcription corepressor activity
Source: RefSeq, a predicted model, not a curated record